Calidris pugnax (ruff) is the source of this 7377-nucleotide messenger RNA. It is a transcript of the gene MTMR6, whose product is annotated as myotubularin related protein 6. Gene Ontology annotation, cellular component: nuclear envelope. Lineage: Eukaryota; Metazoa; Chordata; Aves; Charadriiformes; Scolopacidae. Gene Ontology annotation, biological process: dephosphorylation. Gene Ontology annotation, molecular function: phosphatidylinositol-3,5-bisphosphate phosphatase activity. The coding region runs from base 81 to 1949 and encodes 622 amino acids. The record is from RefSeq and is a predicted model, not a curated record. The transcript has 14 exons.
CCGGAAGCGUUUCUAGGAGACGGCCGCCCCGGCCCGGCAGCAGCGCGGCGGGCGGGGGCUGCAGCCGGGCGGGCACCGCUAUGGAGCACAUCCGCACCACCAAGGUAGAGCAAGUAAAAUUACUAGACAGGUUCAGCACGAGCAAUAAGUCACUGACGGGAACUCUAUACCUGACAGCAACUCAUCUCUUAUUCAUCGAUUCGAGCCAGAGAGAGACGUGGAUACUACAUCAUCACAUUGCUGCGGUGGAAAAACUUCCCUUGACUACUUCUGGCUGCCCCCUUGUCAUCCAAUGCAAGAACUUCAGGAUAGUUCACUUUGUUGUUCCCAGAGAAAGAGAUUGUCAUGACAUUUAUAACUCCUUGCUUCAGCUGUCAAGGACAGCAAAAUAUGAAGAACUGUAUGCCUUCUCCUACAAUCCAAAACAAAAUGAAUCUGAGCAAGUCAAAGGUUGGCAGCUUAUUGAUCUAGCAGAAGAAUAUAAGAGAAUGGGAGUGCCAAAUACUAACUGGCAGCUCUCCGAUGCAAAUCGUGAUUAUAAGAUUUGUGAAACCUAUCCUAGAGAACUCUAUGUUCCCAGAACUGCAAGCAAGCCUAUAAUUGUUGGUAGCUCCAAGUUCAGAAGCAAAGGAAGAUUUCCAGUGCUGUCGUAUUAUCAUAAAAAUAAAGAGGCUGCAAUAUGCAGAUGCAGUCAGCCUCUCUCAGGUUUCAGUGCCAGGUGCCUGGAAGAUGAACACAUGUUGCAAGCCAUCAGUAAAGCGAAUCCUUCAAACCGCUACAUGUAUGUCAUGGACACCAGGCCGAAGCUUAAUGCAAUGGCGAACAGAGCUGCUGGGAAGGGCUAUGAGAAUGAAGACAAUUACUCUAACAUUAGGUUCCAGUUUGUUGGCAUUGAAAAUAUUCACGUAAUGAGAUCCAGCUUGCAAAAACUUCUGGAAGUCAGUGGCACGAAAGGUUUGUCUGUCAAUGACUUUCUGUCUGGUCUGGAGAACUCUGGAUGGUUGCGUCAUAUCAAAGCCGUGCUGGAUGCUGCUGUCUUCCUGGUCAAGGCAAUAGCGGUUGAGAGCGCGAGCGUAUUAGUGCACUGCUCAGAUGGCUGGGAUAGGACUUCCCAAGUUUGUUCUCUUGGAGCUCUCUUGCUAGAUUCUUACUACAGAACAAUCAAAGGAUUCAUGGUCUUGAUAGAGAAAGACUGGAUCUCUUUUGGGCACAAGUUCUCUGACAGAUGUGGUCAGUUGGAUGGUGAUCCAAAAGAGAUCUCGCCAGUGUUCACCCAGUUCUUAGAAUGUGUGUGGAAUCUGACUGAGCAGUUUCCACAAGCCUUUGAAUACAAUGAAGCUUUCCUCCUUCAGAUCCAUGAACAUGUCCAUUCCUGCCAGUUUGGUAACUUCCUUGGAAACUGCCAAAAAGAGCGAGAAGAACUCAAGUUAAAAGAGAAGACAUAUUCCUUGUGGCCAUUCCUUCUGGAGGAAAAGAAGAAAUACCAGAAUCCUCUGUAUAAUCCAGAUUUUUUUCCAGGACUAACUCUUUUGGAGCCUAAUACAGUAUCGUUCAAUUUUAAGUUUUGGAGAAAUAUGUACCAUCAGUUUGAUCGAAGCAUGCAUCCCCGGCAGUCUGUCUUCAAUCUCAUAAUGACCAUGAGCGAACAAAAUAAACAACUGGAGGAAGAAAUUAAAGAACUGGAAGCUAAAAUAAAGCGGAGAAGUGGGCAGUCAGCCGCAGUCCCUGUGAAGGACCACCAGCAGCCUGCUCAUCCUGCACCCACGGCACUGAAAACCCCUCCGUGCUUCAAGAAGGAGCCGCCGCUGCUCCCCGUGAGCGAUGCUGUAAGAACUAUAGAGGGCAGCAACGCAGCAGACAAUCGCUACAGUGAGUUCGUGGAAGAGUUCUCCAAAUCCGAGCCUGCUGUCGUCAGCUUGGAGUAUGGAGUGGCCAGGAUGACCUGCUAAUUAAAAUGCGGCACUGCGGUCCUCUUCUAGCCUGGUUGAAUUGAGACGGAUUAUUUUGAGGAUGGGUCUGUGCUGCAUGACCAAAACAUGAUCCGUUUAUCAGCAAAUUUCAUUAACCUAGAUUAGAACAGCAUGCUAGUUGUCAAGUGUUUGCUGUUCUUUUAAGAGGAGAAGGAAAGUGUAGCUGUCUUUUGAAAGGAAUAGGGGCAUUUGGUAAGUAGUGACUAAAAUCAAGGAAUGGUAUGUCUUUGGACUUAAAUCAGUUUGCACUAAUUUGAUUAAAAUUGUAUAUUACUUUAUUCAGUAUAGGAAAACACAGGUGGUCUUUCACAAAUUGGUUUUAUUUGGGCAAGAAAACUUGAACUUUCUAUUUUAGGAACUGAAGCUACAUGUAUAUAUCGCGUAUUAUAUGAAUAUGUAUACCCUUAUUUAAUGUCACCCAGUACUAACUUUCAGUGUAUUAAGUGCCAUGAAAAAGUACGAUAUAUUUCAAGUCAUAAUAGUUGGCCUUAAACCUGCCAGAUCAAUGAUAUUGUUUUCCUUUACUACUGCAGUCUACCUGGCUCUGUUUACAUUGUAUUUGCUCAAAUUCUUAUUUCCUUAAAACAGGACUGAAUAUAAGGAAUGAAGCAUGCCUAAGCUGGCACAGCCUUUCAGCAAAUAGCUAUAUGAAUGUUAACUUAUCACUGAAGACCUGUUCUUUCUUCCAUUUCCUUUGUUUAGAAUGUAAUAGGUUGGCCUGAUUUUUUCCUCUCUGGCAGCUCAGUAUAUUGAGCAUCAUUGAAGCUACAGGUUGUCUGACCUUAAAUGUUUUGAUUUGUGGCAAGAUAUUUAAUUGUAGAGUAAAAAGAGUAAAACACAUCAUGUAAGAGAACAAAACGUAGCCAAUAACUGAAUAGUCAGGUUCAUUCAGGUUGUUUCCUAUGUGCUGUGCAGUUGUUCAAGUUGCAAGAAUGGCAGCAGAAGUCUUGCAAGUGUGGUCUACUGACGUUCUUCCCCAUGUGAAAAAGAGUUAUUCAUUCAUGUGUCUGAAGCUCACAGGAAACUGAGUGCCUCCUGAAUCUUUCAUUAGAAGAAAAUUUUAGUUAUUGGUGAAACACUCUUGUAAAAACUUGUCCAACCUGUGCAUAUUUUAGGAGUCUCCAGAAUGUACUGAAAUGACUCGCGUAAUUGGAGCGAAGACAAAAAAUACUUCUAGUGGAAUGUGGUAGAGAUCAUGGGACAUAAAAAAAAUGGGGGACAUUUAGAGUUUGUAAGCUUAAUUAUGUAUCUGUAACUUUCUAGUAAGAUAGGAGGUUUUUGCUGAAGUUUAUCAUGAUGAGUUUUCUGAGCAGGUAUCAGAAUAAGGAAGAAAAACGCUGGUGCCCAGCUCUUAAAUGGAGGUAUAGAUUGUAACUUUGGGGUAUUAAAUUCCCUAGGUAUGAUGUUAGAUUAAUGCUACUAACCUUUUAUCUCUGGAUUUAAAUCACUUUUGGUUCCAAGUGAAAAUGAGUUUAUUCUCACCCUAAUCCCUGAAGUCUGUUUUGUUAAAAUUACUGGUGUGCCACAUGCAAUUUGACAUAAUUGGCAGCAUUUCCCUCUGCACCACAUCGGAUCCAGGACUCUCUUAACAAGGCCAGGGUAGGUCGUGAUUGGGUUGCACUUGUGAAGCUGUCUGGGAGAAAUCAACUGCGACUCCUGUAUUUGAGUACUAAUUCACCUGUUUCACUAAUUUGUUUUUAAAAGACUGUAAGUGUAAAUAAAGAUUCCUAAGUAUCUUUAUUCCCAAAGAUAUGAGCAUAGUGUCAUCUUUAAAAUACAUUAUCCAGUCACUUAAAAACGUUUAGAAUUUCUUCACCGCAGAUUUUGGUAGUUUCACAUUUGCCUUACAGGGUUGCAGCAAGAGAGGGUUUUGUGCCUUGUUAUGUAUUGUCUCCCCUUCUCCCUCACCUUCUAUAUCAACUUGGUUCUAUGGUUUUCCUUUGGAAAAACAUCCUAUAUAUUAAGCUUGUAUUGUAUCACAGUAGUGAAACAAAUUUAUUGCUGACGGUAUAGGUAAGUGUUAUCAAUUUGCACUUGUUUAAUUUUUAGCUGCUCUGGUGUGCCAUGUACAUAUUUUAUAUUUAUUGUUUAGAGUUUAUAGACCCAAAGGAUUAUAUUAAGCUUUUUUGCAAAUACUGUUGUAUGUUGUUUUUACUUCAACAACUGAGUGCCCCUGCGUACAAGGCUUUUGAAGAGAAGAACUGUUCCCUUUCAGUACUGGUCAAGUGAGUUUAUUUCAGUCUUCAGGCCCUUCCUAUUGCCAGAGUUCACUCCUUAGCAUAAGGAACCAGGAUGUCUUUUUAUUUUAAACCAAGGUAGGUGUGUUAGAUCAGCUUUAAAGUGCAAUAAAACUGUCUGCUCAGACACAGAACUUAUUUCUUCAUCAAAAGAUACAAUACUUCCUGAUCUGAAGUAAAUAUUUCACUCCAGUUAAUACGUGAAUAGAGUUUUGUAAGGCUGUUUUGUCGAGCAGCCGCCUUAUAGAGUCCAGAUAGCUCUGCCAGCUCAGCUCCCAGGGUCACCAGCAAGAGAAGUUCCUGCAGAGAGGCAGCUGUCUCUUCUCGUUUGCUGUUGAGGCUUAAGCCAAGACUACCCUAAAGCACGGGGGACCUGCAGUGAAGUAAAUAGAUGGUAGUGAAGUGAGCUCCAGCAGCAAGCUUGGCAGGGUGGCCAGGACUCGGCACAGUGGGGCUGUCCUGUGCCCUUCAAGAAGGGCUUAAAAAACAUCAAGCAAGUUGACUAAACUGGCAGAAGCCUUCUGGGAGCAGAGAGAAUUUUAAUUCUUAUUUCAGUGGAUGAGCUUCUCUUCGUCAUGAACAUGCCACUCCGUGAACAAUGAAAGGUGCCUGGUACAGAUCAAAAUAAUGCCCAGAGCUCUUUCACGCCGUGUAAUUGGUGGACUCACCAGUGGCUUGGGAAUGUAAUGUCCUGGAUAGAAAUUCGCUAUAGUUGAUUCUGCUCCAUCACCUCUCAAUUCCGUGCUUUGUCUUGAGAAGGUCUUGGUAAAGUCUUUGGGUUUCUACGUGACUGAUCUUUUUUCCAAUCUGAAUGCUAUAAAAGAGAAAUAAUUCCUUUUAAUUAAUUGAGCUGGUAGUCUCACCUGAGCAACAAAAACUGAUUUCACUUUGUACUCCAGGCAGUUAAAAAUAUUUAUUUCACCAGCACCAAAAGAGUUGGGCUCAUUUUUGGGAGGCUUGCUAUUGUCAUAAUGUUUUCUUCAAUACGAGUUUAAGUAUCCAACUGUUCUGUUUUUGUAGGCCGACUGCCAAAUCAACAGACUAAGAAAUUAAUUAAGCAACGCUGAACUGAGCCUGUGCAUUUUCCACACAUGUCCAAUUACUAGUGACCUAAAUCUAGGGCAAAAGCCUGCAGUCUGGAGAGUCCUCUUAGGGAAUUGGAACAGCAGCCCUUCCACAAAACCACACAUCCCUGUGCGGAACAAAUGCCCUCAAAAAGUGUUCCAGAGGGAAAGUUAUCACAAGCUGUGGAGGUUUGAUUGUGUUUCUUCCUCAGGAUAAGCCUUGCUGGGAAGGGUGAUGUGUUCUUCCUCUGGAGCUCCUGUGUUCCUGAGGCCUUUUGGUAACGUAACGCAUCAGCGGAUCUCUGAGAACUUGCUGCUCCCCUUCUGUAAACUGCGCACGAAACAAGUGGGGCUGGGGUAGCUUGGCUUAACUGCUGUCCUCCUAGGGAAGUGACGUAAAUAAUAUAGAGAAAUUUGCUGUUAAAAUAGCACGGGGCACGUGCUAUCAACAUCUGUUUGUUAGAGUCCUGCCCUGCUCUUGAGUAAGUGGUGUGAGCGUGGGGGCCUCGCAGAAGUGAGAUGGUUGCUUUCUAGUUAGAGAUAAUCUGAAUUCAAACUAGAUCAUCCCUCCGUGGUGGUAAUUUAUGCAUCUUUAGGUCAGAAUGUAAAGGUUGUUCUUGAAACUCUUGUUUAGUUGCCAAUAGCUCUAAACCUGUAGCUGAUCAUAGGCUAAGUAUACCGGUCGUGAAACCUAUAUUGACCUUUAGGAUUAGAUCUUUAGGCUGAAUUCUGCUUUGACUGGCUUUCACCACGUAUGCCACACUUUGCUCCAAGCAUUCCUUAUUGUGGUGCUUGCUAUCUGUCAGGUGUAACGGGCUUCUUUGUGCUUUGGGUGUUUCAAAAACCUGGAAGUAAUGUAACUUUCUUCCACUGUUCUGAAGGCUCAGACCAGCCCUUAGUGAACAGCGUGGGUGAGCUCAUGUUUGAUCUUGACCUGCCUGCGUGUUAAAUAGCAUUGAAAAACAGCACAGAACCAUAAUUUGGUGGUCGGCUUCUGUAUGCACAAUAGGCUUAAGGAGAAGGAUGUAGUCAGGGACCCUUGUCACAGCACGUAGCAAGGAACGGGACCCUGCUGGGGUGUGACUCAUUAAAAGUGGAAGCAGUAGGGCUGGUUUGAUGUGCAGCAGGGACUCAAGGAGGAGGGUCAGAGGCACGCUGCUUCUGAGAGCAGUUUCCAGGUCCCAGAGAAUUCAGUGACCUGGUCUGUGAAGCACUUGUAACCAGGCAAUUCUGCGCUGGCAUCAAGCAACAGAAAGUAUAUAUGGGUCUGUUUCUCCAUCUACUGGCUUCAAGUAAUAGAUGUCUUGUUGGUGACAUUGAAAUUGGGGUGCAAUAUUUUGUUUAUUCUUGUUUAUAGUUUAACCCAAGGUCAGUUGUCUACUGUUUAUAAUUAAGUGGGAUUACAGUUCUUGACACACUAUGAAAGCGUUUCCCAUCCUAAUGACAAGGUUACUGUGUACAUAUCUUGUGCUUUAUAUCUCUGCAUAGAUUCCUGCUGAACACUUCCCUUGGAGUAGGCAGCCCUGGUGUGAAGUCCCAGGCUGGGACAAAGGCAUUCCUAAUUACCCUGCAUUACAGGUCCAUUUCCUUCCUCUGUCUUACUGUUGCUUUUCGCUCUUAUAGUUUAUCUUUACACCUGUCUGUUGGCAAUGACCCUUGACAAACAUCUUUCCAUCAAAGAAAACGGGUUUGUUGUUUUUCUUUGUCUCAGGGAUUUUUACCCCUGGACUAGUGAACUUGAAAAAUAUUGCUUGCUCUCCCUUUCAGGGCUCCUGAGUGCCUGCUGACUCCACAGUCAGUUUACUUACGCCUUUUUAACUUCAGACCUGGCUAUUUAAAAAAUAAAAAAAAAAUCCAAAUGUUGAAUGUGGCAGAGGGAAAGGAAACUGUUUUCAUUGUAAUGUGUCUGGAAAGACUGGCUGUUUCACUGGCAUUUAUUGCUGUAUGUACCGCUCUGUAAAAGUCAUUGCUCUGUGUGCUGGGAUCAUGCGUGAUGUAUAUUCCUCAAGAAACUUCAGCAAAUGGAAAUUUGUAAUAAGUAUUUUAUUUGUACGUGUUUUGAAAAUCCAUAAAGCUUAAAAUAAACUUAUCUUAAUAUUGCCAGUC